CUUCUGUGAUAGCUCUUCUUUGGCACUUAAGCGACUUGUGGCCAAAGAGCAUCUGUGCAAUGUUUUAUGUUUGGAGUCAUCCCAGGUGCUUGCUUCCCCCAUAUUUUUAACCCUUUCUAAAGACACUUUGUCAACGGUUGGAAGAACAUCGUUCUCAGACCCUGAGAAAUCUGGACUCUUUUAGCAGUGUGCUACCUAAAGGAAUAUAAGGAGUUGCUACUUGCAGCUUCCUUGCAAUUAAUUUUUUGGUACUUGUACCUCUCUUUCUGUGGUUUUAGAUCAAGAAACGCCAUGAGCACAACUCAACGAAAGCGCCGUGGAGGAGCGGUUAAUUCUAGGCAAGCUCGGAAACGAAACAGGUUGAUGGCUUCAACCACAGAAAUGGCUUCAGAAGCAGAGCCAAUAGAACUUGAAGAAAGUGCUGGUGAGGAAGUAGUAGAUCUCACAUGUGAAUCUUCUGAUCCUGUAGUCGUUGAUCUAACUCACAAUGAUUCUGUUGUGAUUGUUGAAGAGAAUCAGCGACAAAGGAGAAAUCUCAGACUAAGAAGCCAGCGACAGUCGGACAGCUGUGUACUGAGUAGCGAUGAUGAAGAUGAAACAAGAGAUAAUGAUGUGUAUGUGACAGAUAAAGUAUCUCGAGAAUUGGGACCACUGGAAGAUGAAACUGCAAGUUCUAAGCCGUCUGGUACCGUUAGCUGUCCGAUUUGCAUGGAUGGCUACUCAGAGAUUGUGCAAAGCGGACGACUGAUUGUGUCAACUAAAUGCGGCCAUGUCUUCUGCAGCCAGUGCCUCCGUGAUUCCCUUAGGAACGCCAACUCUUGCCCAACCUGCAGGAAGAAACUCACUCACAGACAGUAUCAUCCCAUUUAUAUAUGAGUCCUUCUCUUUCUCAGGACAGACUCAACAGGAUUUUGGGGGAAAAUGUCGUGUUUUCAGUGCUCUGAAGAUUUAAAGAGCAGCAGGUUGUCCACACAUCCAAAUAAAACUGAUUCUUUUUGGGUUUUGGAGAAUAACUUGUACGUAUAUAGACAGCUUUUUUUUAUGGUCCAAGCUGCUUCUUGUUAGGUCCCUGGUUAUAAUGUUGAAUUUGUGACUGUCUCUAAAGUAGACCAGCAGCCUAUAUCAGAAAGGAAGCAGCUAAUCCAUUUCCUUCUACUUUUUUUAAUGCUUAAAUAAGAGGGGUCUGAAUAUUUUGUUAUUUCUUACUCUUUAAAUUAUUCCCACUGUCGCAUACAGGUAUGGAAUAGUUACCUUUCAAAACACAGAUGACCAAUUUGCCAUUUCAUUACACUUUUGUUUUUAUCCUGUGAGAAGCUCAUGACUACAUUGCUUUCUGCCAUACCAUCUUUGCCCAAGUGGAAUAAGUUGUAACGAUGGCUCGUUUUAUCAUAAAUCCAUAUUAAAUUGACAGCCAAGGUCAUGCAAUAAAGUAACCUGCUGUUAACCAGCAAUCAGGUGUUUUAAGCAGAAGGCUUGAACAUGUAGAUGUCUUUAUGAACUCCAUGAGAUCUAAAGUGUGUAGACAAAUUGCAACGUGUACAAUGUGAAAUUGCUUCUUUGAAUGUUUUAACUGCCAAGAAUUCCUGUAUUUGAAUCACAACACUGAAUUUAUUUUCCGAGGUGAUGAGAUGGUCUCUUGGGUUCACUACUGUUCUAUAGCGUGCUCUCCUGAUCACUAAGGAGAAUGUAGUCUUCUCUAAGGCUUGCUAGUGAUGAAUAAGCAGCAAACUGUAUGCUGUCCUCUUGUCAGCUGAAUACCAAACUACCCACAGAUCUUCUUACUGUAUCAAGCGUACCCAGCGUAAUGCUUCAAGUUCAGCGCGUUCACUUGGCUGUUCUCUUCAGUUGUUGACACAUGACUGGUUUUAGCCUGGUGCAUUGGAUUAAAAAUUAAAUAAUUGUGUUGCCGCAGAUUUAGGCAGUGGAGGCUUUAAAAGAUGUGUUUGGUAGCAAUCUUGACUUGGUAGCUUUUUGAGAGAGAAGUUUAAUCUCUCUUUGCCCUGAGGGUUGUCCAGCUUUCUUUAAAAGUGUUUUUAGAAAAGACGACAACUCGGAUACCUGUCCAGGGUGAGAGAAUUCCUCUAUUUAAGGAAGGCAGGAAUACACAGGUUUAUGCACUGUUAUCCAGUCACUUCCCGCCCCCCCCCCCCCCCCCCAGGAGUGAGUUAUAAAUGUCUGCUUUAAACCUGUUAUAGCUAAAAUCUGCAAGCUGAUGUGGAACCCCCGAUGAGCUGAUACAAACAGGAUUACAGUAAUUAAAUGUAGAUGAGAUGAUUAAAACCAGUACUUUAUGAUCCACAUCUGCAGUAGCUACAUCUAUGAAAAAGUCCAAAAUGAAACUCGGACAACUUCUGGCAGUUGGUUGAUUAUGAAAACCAUUAGAAGCACCAUCCUGUGCUGCGGUGCAGCACAACUGUAGGAUGUGUUCAGUUAACAUUGAUACCUGAUGUGUCUUUGCUAACCUGUCCUGGGGGUCUGUAGGAAGCCUUUAAUUAAAGCAGCUCUUCUAAUUAGGUGUCUCAAGUUCUGUAUUGAAGAUUGCAACCCAAACGUAAAGAUGUUUUUCAUUAGGAUGUUUAGGGCUGUUUCUGGAUGUAGUACUACAGAGUUUUGUUCCAUAAAGGCUGGCUUAAGAAAUGCAGUACCUUCCCCACCCUGGUUUGGAAUAGCUUUGGUUCAGCGCCGUUAUCAGGAAUAUGCAGUUUCUGCAUCGUGGCAGUAUGGUAACUGCUAAAAAGUGACACGUGUUUAGUUACUGUGUGCUCCCAUUGGUAAUAUAAACUACAAGCAAGGACGACAGCAGUCUUAGGGCAGUGCGGUGAGAACAGCGGCUGGCAUUGGUGUCCCAAGAAGCAGAUAAUUGAUGAAACAAUUGUAAAGAUUGUUUAAAGCAUUAAUUGCAUGAAGAGAAGCAGCCCAACGUUAAAACUGUCAAGUUACUCAAGGGCCACAGAAACAGCUUUCUCCCUGUAGCUUAACAGAGAAGAAAAGAAAAAAAAACCCAACAAAACAAAAGUCUGGCCAGUUUUCCUUGGGUGGCUACUGUGCCAGAGGGACAGUAAAAAGAGGGUUUAAGGGAUUACCUCUGGGCAUAAGGGCAGGUCACGUAUUCGUGCAUCUUUCACAGUGUACUAGCCAUAGCCUAAAAUGACUUUGCACAACUCCCUCCGUGUAAAUAUCACUCUAUAGUUUGCGUCUCAAUAAAUAGAUCUAAUUGAAAUUUAGGUAUCACAAACUAUAUAAUAUUUAACAAAGAAGUUUUUAGCUUUUGUGUACCCUGUGAAGUGCCACAAAUUUUGUGCAUCUCAAAAUGAAUUUUCGGUCUCCGUACAUGGAAAAAUACUAAAUUGCAUUACAUGCUCUUUUUGGGGGAAGAAGAAAAAAUGAAACCCCAAUAUAUUUGAGUUCCACUGAUGUCUUACAUUGGCAAGAAGUGAUAGAUAAUAUAAAGAUUUCUUCAUUAUGUAAAUGUAUGUCUUGUUGUAUAUAGUUCAAUUUUUCCUGUAUUUAAUUGUAUUCAUGUCUGUCUGUCCCAUCUAUGUUGGACUCUGCUGGUAGGCAAACAGUUCUUUUAACAGGUGGAAAUAAAACUGUCGAUUUGAUCAAUCAGAA
Molecule: messenger RNA, 3612 nt
Organism: Harpia harpyja (harpy eagle)
Lineage: Eukaryota; Metazoa; Chordata; Aves; Accipitriformes; Accipitridae
Product: E3 ubiquitin-protein ligase RNF4-like
Exons: 8
Coding region: 292-876 (194 amino acids)
Biological process (GO): positive regulation of transcription by RNA polymerase II
Molecular function (GO): zinc ion binding; transcription factor binding
Source: RefSeq, a predicted model, not a curated record